Molecule: messenger RNA, 522 nt
Organism: Protomyces lactucae-debilis
Lineage: Eukaryota; Fungi; Ascomycota; Taphrinomycetes; Taphrinales; Protomycetaceae
Product: calcineurin regulatory subunit
Exons: 1
Coding region: 1-522 (173 amino acids)
Molecular function (GO): calcium-dependent protein serine/threonine phosphatase regulator activity; calcium ion binding
Source: RefSeq, a predicted model, not a curated record
AUGGGCAACCAGUCCUCACGACUACUCGACGACCUCGUCGACUCCACUCAUUUCUCACAUGAAGAAAUUGAGCGCAUCCGUCGCCGUUUCCUCAAACUCGAUCAAAAUAGAUCAGGCGGUAUAGAUCGUCAAGAGUUCCUGUCUAUCCCACAAAUUGCCAGCAAUCCACUUGCGCAUCGAUUGUUUGCCGUGGUGGAUAAGGACGGCGGUGGAGAUGUGGAUUUCCAGGAGUUCAUUGAGGCGUUGAGUACGUUUAGUCAUAAAGGCGACAAGGAAUCGAAGCUCAGAUUCGCGUUUCAAAUCUAUGAUAUUGAUCGGGAUGGGUAUAUCUCAAAUGGCGAGCUAUACCUCGUGCUCAAGAUGAUGGUGGGCAGUAAUUUGCGAGACGGACAGUUGCAGCAGAUUGUGGACAAGACAAUCAUGGAAGCAGACAAGGACCGUGAUGGCAAGAUUUCAUUUGAAGAAUUUCGAGACAUGGUCGGUAGUCCAGAUAUGUCUGGUAUGACUCUCCUUGAGAUUUGA